AUGGCGAACGCGCACCCGCGGCUUGGCGCCCGCGGCGUCAAGGGGGAGACGAUGUGCAAGACCGAGCGUUUUGAGAGAGACGACGAUCGGCGUACGGAGGAGGCGAAGCGCGUGGCUCCCAGCGACUCAGAAGACGACUGGGAAGACGAAGAGAUCCUGGACGUCCCUCCGCGUGCGCAUGCGGCGGACUUGCGCAAGCGGAAAGAAGACGUGCGCCGCCCGGCGGGACGCGUCCCCGCGAAGCAGGAAGAGCGCCGAGGGUUUCCGCAGGACGACGUAGAGAUGGCGGAAGAGGCUGGCUUGUCGCGCCAUGCGUCGUCUGAGCCCUCGUCGCCGGAGGCCUCUCCGCCGCAGGCGUGCGCAGACUUUGCCUGGCUUUCCGGAUUCCAGCGAAGCCGCGAUAACGCAUUUCGCUGCAAAGCCGCGACGUUCGCGUGGGAUGACGCCCCCGACAGCGACCCAGAUGCGGCCGCGGCGAUUCCUGCUUUCGAUCUUCCGCCGCAGCUGAAAGUCUUGAGACUCUCUAUCGACGGCGCCGUUCCCGGCGAGGCCACCACGCUUCUGCAGGCGUACCUGGACGCCCUGCAUCGCGUAGACGAGGCUCCUUCGGCGCGGACUUCGGCGUCGCCCGGCGAAGUCUCCUUUCCGCUGCCCGCCGCCAAGAAGCUCUCUCUGGAGACGCAGGAAUGCACAGUCUCCUACCAGCCGCCGCUGGGGGACGAGGUCCACAUCGGCAGCUCGCCGCAGCAUACGCAAAUUCUCUCUUCGCAUCGCUUUCUGGGCACGCUUCACUUCUCCCCUGCGCCCAAGAGCGCCGCACAAGACGGCGCGGAGCGGCACACGCCGCUGGAGAGCUCCGCCUGCGACGCCGCUCGCGCGCAGGGCGCCGCGCCAUCUGUCAACGCCGAAUUCGGCACAGAGCGAGGCAUCCCUCAGUGGCAAAAGGAGGCUUCCUUCGUGACCUGGCAUCGCGUCAAGCCCUACGGCACGGCGGAGAGCCCGUGUACCGGGUCUCCGGGGUCGCAGGCGGGUUCACCUGCCCCGCGGUCCAAGCCGCACGCCUCGUCCGCGAAGAGCGAGCCAGAAGAAAUGGAGGACGAGGAGGAAGUGAGCAGACACGAAGAAAAACGGAAGAAGAAGGAGGAACGCAAGGCAAAGAAGCACAGCUAA
Molecule: messenger RNA, 1170 nt
Organism: Besnoitia besnoiti
Lineage: Eukaryota; Apicomplexa; Conoidasida; Eucoccidiorida; Sarcocystidae
Exons: 4
Coding region: 1-1170 (389 amino acids)
Source: RefSeq, a predicted model, not a curated record